Molecule: messenger RNA, 2951 nt
Organism: Centruroides sculpturatus (bark scorpion)
Lineage: Eukaryota; Metazoa; Arthropoda; Arachnida; Scorpiones; Buthidae
Product: AP-1 complex subunit gamma-1-like
Exons: 21
Coding region: 42-2363 (773 amino acids)
Biological process (GO): Golgi to vacuole transport; receptor-mediated endocytosis; intracellular protein transport
Cellular component (GO): membrane coat; AP-1 adaptor complex; Golgi apparatus
Molecular function (GO): clathrin-cargo adaptor activity
Source: RefSeq, a predicted model, not a curated record
AAAUCUUUAUUGAAUGUGAUUAUUUUAGGUUAACUUCAAGUAUGCCAACGUCCAUGCGUUUACGAGAUUUAAUCAGACAGAUCCGUGCUGCUAGGACAGCUGCCGAUGAACGUGCAGUUGUUCAGAAAGAAUGUGCUUAUGUUAGAUCAACUUUCCGCGAGGAAGACGAUACAUGGAGGUGUCGUAAUGUAGCAAAACUGCUAUACAUUCACAUGCUGGGUUAUCCUGCACAUUUUGGACAAUUGGAAUGUCUUAAAUUGAUAGCAUCACCAAGGUUUACAGAUAAAAGAAUUGGUUAUUUGGGAGCUAUGCUUCUAUUGGAUGAAAGACAAGAUGUGCAUUUAUUAAUAACAAAUUGUCUAAAAAAUGAUUUAAACAGCCAAACUCAAUUUGUUGUUGGGUUAGCAUUGUGUGCCCUCGGUGCAAUUUGUUCACCGGAAAUGAGCAGAGAUCUUGCUGGUGAAGUGGAGAAAUUGUUAAAAUCAUCAAAUGCAUUUAUAAGGAAAAAGGCAGCUUUAUGUGCAUUUCGCAUUAUUAAAAAAGUUCCAGAAUUAGGAGAAAUGUUUGUUUCUUCUACACGCUUAUUAUUAACAGAGAAGAAUCAUGGGGUGCUGAUUACUGGUGUUAUAUUAAUCACAGAAAUGUGUGAAAGCAGUCAAGAUACAUUAAAUCAUUUUAAAAAGUACAAUGAGCUUGUUCCAAAUUUAGUGCGUAUCUUAAAAAAUCUAAUUAUGGCGGGUUAUUCUCCUGAACAUGAUGUUUGUGGUGUCAGUGAUCCUUUCCUUCAGAUAAAAAUACUCAGGUUACUUAGGCUUUUGGGCAAAAAUGAUGCUGACGCUAGUGAAGCUAUGAAUGAUAUUCUUGCUCAGUUUUUUCUCAGGUACGUGGCUUUAAAUACUUUAUUAAGAACUGUUCAAGCUGAUUAUAAUGCUGUUCAAAGACAUCGCACAACAAUAAUUGAUUGUUUGAAGGAUCCCGAUAUAUCUGUUCAAAAGCGUGCAAUGGAACUUUGUUUUGCUCUUAUUAAUACUAAUAAUAUUCAGAGUACAACAAAAGAGCUUUUGGUCUUUCUUGAAAAGGCUGAUCCAGAGUUCAAGUCACAGUGUUCCUCUAAUCUUUUUAUUGCUGCUGAAUUAUAUGCACCUAACAAACAGUGGCAUAUAGACACCAUGAUUAAAGUAUUAGUAACUACAGGGAAUUAUGUUCGAGAUGAUGUGGUUGGAAAUUUUAUACAACUUAUAUCCGAAACAAGUAGUUUACAUGCAUAUACAACCCAACAGUUAUGGAAAAACAUAUCAGGAGAUUUGGAUAAUAAUCAACCUUUAAUACAAGUGACUACUUGGUGUCUUGGAGAAUAUGGCGAUCUUUUGAAUUCUACUGAUGGGCCAGAUUUAGAAAGUUUAAAUGUUACAGAUGAUCAAGUUAUUGAUUUAUAUGAAAAACUUCUAACAAAUAUUCAUAUGACACUAGUAACAAGGGAGUAUGCUAUUACAUCUUUGAUGAAACUCAGUGUUCGAUAUUCAUCUUGUGCUCCGAGAGUUAAAAAAUUAAUUGAUAUUUUUGGUGGUCACAUGAAUGUGGAGUUACAACAGAGGGCAGUGGAAUUUUCAACACUUUUCUCCAAGCAUGAUCAUUUAAGGGCAAGCCUUCUGGAACGUAUGCCCCAAAUUGAAAGCAAGAAUGGCAGUUUGCUGCAGAAUGGUCAAGCUACGGAAGAAGAACUUAAAAAUGGUAUCGUUGAACUUGAACCUUUAUCAGAAAAGCAACAGACUCCUGAUUCGACUAUACUUUUAGAUCUUCUUGGUGGUUCCAAUGAAUCUCAGAUAAAACCUACAGAAAUAUCAAAAAAUUUAGUUUCUGGACCCGGAAAUGGAAACGAUCUAUUAGAUUUAUUAGGUGAUGUGGACAUCACUUCAUUAAAAAAUCAAACUACCAUUUCAUCAUCUGGGGAACUUUGUAAUGUAAUUGAUGGAAUUAUUAAUUCAAAAUCUUCCAUGAAUUAUAUUCCAUCAAUGACAAUAUUUGAAAAGAAUGGAUUAAAAUUGGAUUUUAAUUUUGAAAAACCAAUUGAUAAUCCACAAUUGGUUGUAAUAUAUUUGACUGCAAGUAAUCAAACUGCAAAAGUAAUGAAUGAUUUUCUUUUUCAAGCAGCAGUUCCCAAGACAUUUCAAUUACAAUUGCUUCCUCCAACGAGCAGUGUCAUCCCUCCAAGUAAUACUGGAAAUAUCAAACAGACUAUUAAAGUUGUAAAUCCCAAUAAGACACAGUUACGAAUGAGGAUAAAAUUGUCAUACAGUAUAGAUGGAAUUUUAGUUCAAGAACAAACUGAAGUGAAUAAUUUUCCGCUUUGUACAUGGCAGUGACAUAUGUUAUAUAUAAGCUAAAAAUAAAGAUUUGAUGUAUAUUAGAUUUAUAUGAAAAAUAUGCUGUGCACAGACUGUUGACAGGAAAAAUUUAAAAAAACAAAAAAAAAAAAAGAGUGAGAUUCAAGGAGUUCUCGACGUUGCUUCCUGAUCACUUCACACAAAGGACAUGGACAUUUCAUAGAUGAUAGAUCUGAGUGAGAAAGUUUUCAAAACAAAUGUCAGUUCUGUUUUUUUCAUUCUGUUAUUUGAAAGGAAAGGUUGUUUAGUUGAAUAUUUGUUCUAAUUGUGAAUUCGGAUAACUUAUUUUAUAAACUGCUAUAACAAGAAUGAUUCUAAACAGAAAUGGCACAAAUGUACUUACAAUUAUUUGCUUUGUAACUAUUGUUAGAUUAAUGUGUUUUGCAUUGUAAAAAUCUAUUUUUUCUCUUAUGCUGAAUCUCCUUUGGAAGGUAGAAGCUGAAUUUGUAUUUUAGAUCUGGUUUUUGUUUAUUUAAUAAUUGCUUAGAGAGAUCUGAAUAAUUUUUAAUUAAAAAGAAAAUUCUCAUUUUGAUGCACUUUAUCAAUUAAAAAUGUACACAAUGAAGU